This is a messenger RNA of Diutina rugosa, 858 nucleotides long. RefSeq names its product Zsf1p (gene ZSF1). NCBI's taxonomy places the organism in Eukaryota, Fungi, Ascomycota, Pichiomycetes, Serinales, Debaryomycetaceae. The record is from RefSeq and is a predicted model, not a curated record. Gene Ontology annotation, molecular function: metal ion binding; mRNA binding. The transcript has a single exon. The coding region runs from base 1 to 858 and encodes 285 amino acids.
AUGUAUGUUUCCGAGCCUGGGACGGCCAACAACUUCGGCAGUUACUACGGCGAGACCUUCCCGGUGCCGCUGAGCAACUCGCUGCUGGUGCUGGACUUUAAUGACCUCGGCCUUUUGCCCGACUUGUGGGAGACGCUGAGCACCGAGCUGGUCGACCGUGAGGUGCGCUUUCGCCACCUGCCGUUGAGCAAACAGCCCCCGGUGCUGACGCAGCCGAUGUUCCACAUGCCGGGGCUGGCGCUGGUGUGGCUGACGCCGGCGCUGACGCCGCAGCCGCCGGUGAACAUGUUGGACGAGGCCCGGCCGCGCCCCCACAUCAACCCCAAGCAGAUCUACACCUACAACUACUACGGCACCAUCUUCCAGACGGGCGACGACCGCCUGGAGGAGCUGUUGCGCUUGGCGCUGCUAGCGCAACCGAUGCCGCGCCCCCAGCCGCCGCUGUUCCCCACCUUGCUUGGCUCGCUGCUGAUAGGCUCCGCCAGUGCGACGAUGGUGGCGGCGCCGCCCCACCACCCGCCGGCAAUGGCUCCAGCACUGGCGGCAUCGGUAGCGCCGGCAGCUACUCCCGCCAACAACAUCGGCAACAACAAUCACGCCACCACCACCACCACUAACGGGGGCCAGGGCUCGCAGGGCAAGCCCACCCUCAACACCCAAUUGUACAAAACUGAGCUUUGCGCCCAAUACAUGAAGCUCGGCGGGUGCCCCUACGGCAACAAGUGCCAGUUCGCCCACGGCGAAGGCGAGCUCAAGCAGGUGGAGCGCCCGCCCAAGUGGCGGCUGAAGCCGUGUGCCAACUGGCUGAAGACCGGCAGCUGCCGCUACGGCAACCGGUGCCUGUUUAAGCACGGGUGA